AUGCUAAACAAGAGACUGACAUUCCUAAAAAAAAACCCCACUGAUGUUUCCACCACCGUGCUGGCUGCUGCUGUUUUCCUGCUUGUUCUUUAUUUCGUAUCUGUCAGUUACAUUUCCAAGGAAAGAGGGAGGGAACCCCCAGGACCGAGACCUCUGCCUCUGCUUGGCAACCUGUUGCACAUUGACCUCAAGAGACCCUACAAAACUCUGCAUGAGCUUUCAAAGACGUAUGGGUCAGUAUUUACAGUUUAUUUAGGAACCAACAAAGUUGUGGUCUUGGCUGGUUACGAAGCAGUCAGAGAGGCACUGGUUAACGAUGCAGAGGAGUUUGGAGAGCGCAACAUCUCCCCAAUAUUUAACGAUCUGAACCGAGGUCAUGGAAUUUUGUUUGCAAAUGGAGAAUCGUGGAAAGAGCUGAGACGUUUUGCCCUCACCACCCUCAAAGACUUUGGGAUGGGCAAAAGACUUUCUCAGGAUAAAAUCCUGGAGGAGUGUGGCUAUCUGAUUCAAGUGAUAGAAGAGCAUAAAGGAAAUGCUUUUGAUACAGCUCUUCCAAUAAAUUACGCAACAGCCAACAUUAUCUCCUCUAUUGUGUACGGAAGCAGAUUUGACUACAGUGACCCUGUAUUCAAAAACAUGGUGAAGCGAGCCAAUCAAACCAUAUGUGUCACAGGUUCUGCAUCAGUCCAGCUUUUUAACAUGUUUCCUCGGCUGUUCAGUUGGAUAAAAAACCGCCAGGUGGUGUUAAAAAAUGUUGAGAUGACUGUCAGAGAUAUAAAGAAUUUAACUAAGCAUCUGAAAGAGACUCUGGAGCCCGGACUGUGCCGAGGGCUUGUUGACUGUUUUCUGAUUCGGAAACAGAAAGACGAAGACUCCUGUGUUUUGGAUACUCACUACAAUGAGGAGAACUUGACAUUCACAGUGAGCAACCUGUUUGCUGCUGGCACUGACACCACAGCAGCCACACUGAGAUGGGGUUUGCUGUUAAUGGCCAAAUACCCACACAUACAGGAGCAGGUCCACGAGGAGCUGAGCCGGGUAGUAGGAAGCCGUCAAGUUUGUGUAGAUGACCGGAAAAACCUGCCGUACACUGAUGCAGUCAUUCACGAGACUCAGAGACUGGCGAAUAUUGUCCCCAUGUCUGUUCCUCAUCAAACUAGCCAAGAUGUCACCUUCAAGGGAUACUUUAUCAAAAAGGGAACUAUUGUGUUUCCUCUUCUCACCUCUGUCCUGUAUGAUGAGAGUGAAUGGGAGAGCCCACACACUUUUAACCCUUCACAUUUUCUGGACAAAAAGGGUCAAUUUGUCAAGAGAGAUGCCUUCAUGCCCUUUUCUGCAGGUCGCAGGGUGUGUCUCGGAGAAGGUCUGGCUAAGAUGGAGCUCUUCCUCUUCUUCACCUCCCUCAUUCAGCACUUUCGUUUCACUCCUCCACCUGGAAUCACAGAGGAUGAACUGGAUCUCACACCAGCUGUGGGAUUCACUACCCCUCCUUCAUCUCAUAUGCUGUGUGCUGUCAGUCGCCAGUGA
Pelmatolapia mariae (spotted tilapia) is the source of this 1527-nucleotide messenger RNA. RefSeq names its product cytochrome P450 2K1-like. Gene Ontology annotation, molecular function: iron ion binding; oxidoreductase activity, acting on paired donors, with incorporation or reduction of molecular oxygen, reduced flavin or flavoprotein as one donor, and incorporation of one atom of oxygen; heme binding. Gene Ontology annotation, cellular component: intracellular membrane-bounded organelle; cytoplasm. Lineage: Eukaryota; Metazoa; Chordata; Actinopteri; Cichliformes; Cichlidae. The transcript has 10 exons. Bases 1 to 1527 code for a protein of 508 amino acids. Gene Ontology annotation, biological process: xenobiotic metabolic process. The record is from RefSeq and is a predicted model, not a curated record.